CCUUGUUGUGGGUGGCUGUCUGGGAGAGGACUGGUGUCAUCACUCAGCGACGUAAUCAUGGCAACAUGGAGUCUCUCCUUGAUCUAGCAAAUUUUUCAAACUACUACGUUCGUCAUUGUUUCCUACAGUACCCCAUUGCAUUCCCUCUGAUAACAUGUCUUCUGCUUGGGCUCCUCGUGCUGGUGGUGUUCCGACUCUGUGUCUCAUCCCCCAAGGCUAUAACAGAUGAAAUUAAACGAGAGCUGAAGAACAAGGUUGAUGAUGUCAAGGACUUUGUCGGGGUCGGAACUCGGCCACGGUUCCGAAAACGUGACAAAAUUUACUUCUAUGGCUGCAAGAUGCUCCGUAAGGUUAAAGCCAACAUUCCAACUCGUCCCGUGGCUUCUCGGCUGUUGGCUAAGCGUCUCGCGCGUAAGUUGUUGGGACGCAACGACCGCGACUCCCCCCAGCUGGAGGUGAUUGAACCACCGGCGGAGUACCUGCAGGAAGAUCUGAUCCACUUUGACCCCGGCGUCCCCGCGGAGUUCAUCUUCAUGCUCAGGAACAUCAGAGUUUUUGGCCACUUUGAGAUGCCUUUGUUCCUAGAGCUGUGUAAGAGCGUCCAGACCAUUCACCUCUACAAAGGGCAGACACUGUUUUGCAUUGGCCAGAACGAUGAGAAUAUCUUCAUAAUUCAGUCUGGGCGGCUUAAAGUGUUUGUGACGGAGCCCGACGGCACUACUCUGGCCCUCAAGGAAGUACUGCCGGGGGAGUCCAUCAUCUCUCUCUUGUCCUUCUGUGACAACCUGACCGGCCACCCUCAGCCAUACAAGACGGUGGAGGCCAGAGCCGAGGAGGAUUCCAUCGUCAUGAAGUUUCCCGUCAAAGCGUUCGAGGAGACCUUUAGGAAGUACCCGGACAUGUUUGUUCGGGUGGUGCAGAUUAUUAUGGUGCGGUUGAUGCGAGUUACCUUCAUGGCGUUGCACCAGUAUCUGGGACUAUCUUCUGAACUCAUAAACAAGGUACCGAGGAGAGGGAGUGGCAGCAACAUGGCCCCUACACUCUCCUCCCCUGGCAAGGUGAAACGAGAUAGCGGGUCCACUCCUGAUGGUGAGGGUGAGGAGGAGAUGGAACAGAGAGGCCCGGAGACGCCCGUCAGGCAGAACAGUGUGAAAAAGAUCGUCUUAGUGGAUCCAAAGGAGGAAAAGGAUGAGAACUCUCUUAGAAUUGCAACAGAAAAGUUCCAGGCCUUACUGCACUUGGAGUCUGAUGAAAUCUUACAAGGUGCUGUGGCAGUUAGAGAUGUCCCGUCGGGCUCCUUUUUGAUGAAGCAGGACUCUAUGAAGGAGGCAGCAUUAGUUUACAUCCUCUCUGGUACACUGACGGUGUCACAGUACUCAUCUGAGAGUGCCGGAGAUAUUCAGCUCUUCACUGCUCACCCUGGAGACCUUGUUGGAGGCCUGGCAGUGUUGUCUGGAGAUCCCUCAUUUUUCAGUGUCAGGGCAAAACAUACUGCACGUGUGGCGACCAUCACCAAGGAAACUUUUUACGCAAUCAUCAAGGAAACACCAGAAGUUGUGUUACACGUAGCCAACACCGUCAUCCGCCGCAUGUCCCCCUUUGUCAGGCAGAUUGACUUUGCCCUUGACUGGGAGCACCUGGAGGCUGGACGAGCACUCUACAAACAAGGACAGCCAACAGAUUCAACCUUCAUAGUCCUCAGCGGCAGACUACGUUCUGUGAUCACACACACGGACGGCAGGAAAGAAGUGGUGGCAGAGUAUGGCAAGGGCGAUCUUGUUGGUAUUGUGGAGCUGUUAACACAGACGGACCGUAGCACGACGGUGAUGGCUGUACGAGACUCUGAAUUGGCCAAGCUUCCAGAGGGCCUCUUUAACAUCAUCAAGCUCAAGUACCCAGUUGUGAUGACCAGACUGAUCAAGCUACUUGGACAACGGCUGCUGGGUUCUUGGAAAUCAACAACCUCUCGUGUGCCGUUGGGUCUGAACAUUGAACAGCGGCCGUCACAGAGUAAUUACUCCACGGUAGCCAUCGUUCCCGUGUCUGAGGACGUUCCCAUCUCCCAGUUCACCCUUGAGUUAUAUCACUCUCUCCUCUCUAUUGGUCCAGCUCUGAGACUCACCUCUGAGUAUGUGGUGCGCUCCUUGGGCACCAGUAUAUGGGAGUCUGCUAAUGAGUAUCAGCUCAUAUCUUGGCUGGGGCACAUUGAGGACCAGCACCGGGUCACUCUCUACCAGUGUGACUCCUCCCUCACUGUGUGGGCGCAGCGGUGUAUACGCCAGGCUGAUGUCAUACUAACUGUCGGGUUAGCAGAUGCCGAACCUCAGAUGGGAAAGAUUGAAAAACACGUUGAGAAGAUGGCAGUGAGGACUCAAAAGGUACUCAUUCUCCUUCACCGAGAGGACGGCCCGCCACCCUCCGGCACGGUACGAUGGCUCAACAUGCGAUCCUGGUGCCAGUCCCAUCACCACAUCCGGGCACACAAGAGGAUGUUCCAGAAGAGAACCCCUGCCAAGAUUAUUGAAUAUUACACAGAGAAGGUGUUCACUGUUCAGCCCAACGUUCACAGUGACUUCUCUCGUCUGGCCCGGGUGUUGACGGGCACCACCGUGGGUCUUGUGCUGGGUGGUGGUGGGGCAAGAGGAGCAGCUCACAUUGGCAUGAUAAAGGCCAUCAAGGAGGUGGGCAUCCCCAUAGACAUGGUGGCAGGAGUAAGUAUAGGAGCAUUUAUUGGUGCUCUCUACUGCCUGGAGAAGGAUACUACCAGAGUCACCCAGAAGGCUCGUGAGUGGAGUAUGAAAAUGACAAGCAUAUGGCGGAUGGCCCUGGAUCUGACGUAUCCAGAAGUGUCCAUGUUCUCGGGUGCUGGCUUCAACAAGCUGAUCCACGACGCGCUCGGAGACACAAACAUAGAGGACCUCUGGCUUCCUUACUUCACCCUCACCACGGACAUCACCGACUCAGCCGCCCGUAUUCACACUCACGGGGUCGCUUGGCGAUAUGUGCGAGCCUCCAUGUCCAUAGCUAUGCUGGUCCCUCCCAUGCCAGACCCCGUUGACGGACAUUUACUGGUUGAUGGUUGCUACAUCAACAACGUCCCAGGUGACGUGAUGCACAAUAAGUGGAGCGUUGGCAACAUUCUGGCAAUUGACGUUGGUUGUCAGUAUGACACUCACUUCACCAACUAUGGAGAUUGUCUCUCUGGUUGGAGUGUUCUCUUCCGCAGGGUCUUCCCCUUCAAGUACUUCUUCAGGAAAGAACUUAAGGUGCCAAAUUUGUAUGACAUCCAGUCACGGUUGUCUUAUGUGUCAUGCACUCGACAACUAGAGGAGCUCAAAGUUAGUGAUUACUGUGAAUAUAUUCGUCCACCUAUUGACAAGUACCAGACCCUUCAGUUUGGCUCUUUUGAUGAGAUUAAGGAGGUGGGCUAUCAGCACGGUAAGUCGUACUUCAGCGGAAUGCUCAAAGGCGGCCGUACGGUAGACAGCAUAUACCAGCUCAGCACUUCGACCGCCGACAACCACUGGCGGGGCGAGAACAUUAGCCUCGACGGAUGUCCCGCUAACUUCACCGACCUGGCACAGAUUGUUUGCUCCGUCAGGAAACCAACUGCUAACAAAGUCUUGGAAGACUCGUCGACUGAAUAUGAUGAGGAUGACGUACAAGGAGGCUAUGCGUCUGAACCCAACACAAACACAGAGUUCUUCAACAAGGUGUCAGAAGAACUGAGUGAGGUGCGUCGCCGCCGGACAGGUUCACUCUCUGACAAUGACAUAAUAGAAUUGGACCAUGCUAUGGCUUACGACGACAGGGAGGAUAAUGAGUAUGAUGAAGCAGACAACGAGGAUGAUGAAGAAUGAUGAAGGAAACAAGGAAGAUGAAGAGUGAUGAAGCAGAAUGAGAAAGAUAAUGAAUGACAGGGAAAGACAAUAAUACUAAUAAUGAAUGAGACCAAACUAAUAAAAGCUCAAACUUAGCCAACACUUAUAUAGCAGUUGUUAAUAAGUACAGUAUUGUGAGGUAAACACUUAUAUCUAGAUGAUGUUAAUAAUAAUGAGAGAUUUAACAUGAAGGGUCAAUACAGGGUGGGGGCUCAGGGUUCUGGUAUUAAUUAAUCUUACUAAUGACUCGGCAAGGUAUAGUAUAUUUUGUGGUCUUGGUUAUAGUUCAGGUAAUUUAUAUUUUUUUAGUAUGUGAACUUCAUUGUGACAUCGUUAUAUCUACCUACUACACAUAUUGUUUGGACACCCCCCCCUCCUCCCCCCCCUCUUCUAUGUUUGGAUCCCCACUCUUGAAAAUCCUGGAUCUGCCCCUGAAUACUUAUAUAUACAAAUGAUGUUAAUAAAUAAUGUGAGAUUGGUGUAUUUAAAGACCCAGGAAGCUUUUAGUCAACAUAUAACCUUGUUAUACUAUCAGCUGGUGUAGUCUUAUCACUUGGGUGUGGAGUCAGGGGUAGAAAGAUGCCCUUCUUUUCAGGUGAAGAACAGAUGGUUGAGAAUGACAAUUGUUUGGAGCUGUCAUGGCAUAUUUUCCCCCCCAUGGUAAAGACAACUUUAUUGGUAAUAUUGUUAUGUUUGUGCUCCUGUACAUCAGUGUCAAAAAGAAAAGGACUUCUUAAGGUCAGAUUUUGUAUAUUGUACUGACAUCCUACCAAAAAAAAGAAAAAAGAAUGUGACAGCCAUUUUUCAAUUUGGUAGUAGAAUGUUACGAGGUGGCAACCCAACUUGUUACUGUAUAAAUAGUCAUGUAGAAUCUUAUAGUUGAAUAUAAAUAUAUGGAUGGUUAUUUUACAUGAGAGAUAUACAUUUGUGGAUCACAGAUAUAUAUACUGUAUAUAUAUAUAUAUACUGUAUAUAUAUACCUGUAUAUUCUUUGGAUUUAUAUAUGGUAUGUACAUGUAAAUACAGUCCCUGGUAUAAGAUAUUUUUUCUUUGUCAUAUUGGAAUCCGUACAUACUGCAGUGUUUAUAUUGUGAUGGGAGAGAUCGAGGGAAAUCAAAAUUUGUGGUCGUCAGGUGCCAAAAUAGAUAGAGACUCGUUACACCUCGUCCACCGCCAGUGAUGUAGUCAAGUCAGAGACCACCGACGACACCAUGGUUCAUGGAUCACAUGAAGAUUAGGCCCCCCUCCACCACCACCCUUAUCCCCACUCACUCACCCAUCCAAAUAAUCUCAGGCUGGUGAAUACUUUGUGGGGUGGAGGCCUAAUCUUCAGGUCAUCCACAGAGGCUCGGGCAUCAAAUGGUCUUGGUCCCUGUCUCGACUACGCCACCAUCCACCACACUUAGGUAGGAACAGCAUAUGGUUUCAGUAGCCAGAUGAAGAGGUGCCAAAACAGUAGGAAGUUAUACAGUAGUUGGUGGUUGCAUUGUGUAUAUAUAUGUCUCUUUGUUAUAUAUUUGAGUGCCAUUGUUGAGUAUUUUUUAAGCAGUUGAUUCUUUUCCUGUUUUCCGGUGUCUGCCAACAAGAGAUAAAAGUGUCCAUAACUAUGAGUUCCUGUAUUGAUAAAAAGAAAAAAAGAAUUGAAUAACUUUGGCACAAAUUUUAUGAUUGUACACAGUCACUUGUAUCCCAAUUAUUAAUUUAUUUUGGAUAAGUAACCCAUUUCUAUGUAUUUUAGAUGAUGUAGUUUUUUAUGUAUAAUUUUUACAACAUGAAGUUUUGAUUUUAGGAACUUUAAUUUUACAGAUAAGGUUUCCUUUUGACUUACAUUGUUGUGGUAAGGAUGACUUUAACCCUUGAGCUUUCUGAUGUAUUUUAAUAGAAGAAAAAGGUAAAUGUCUUUCUUGCUCUUUCCUAGUGGUAGCCCCGAGUGAAGAAAUAUUAGCCUCUUCCAGAAACAUUGAUGAAGUUGGUGGCCAAACUUAGCAGUAAAAUGCCCCACCAACCUUAUCUAGCCACAGGAUUGAACCAUAUCUCAUGAACUGGGUGCUUAGAAAUGCUACCAACUGAACCAUAAUUAUGAGCGGUAUAACUAGAUCCAAAUUACCAACAUACAUGUGCGAGUACAGUACAUAAUCGGGCAUCACAUGUGGACAAUUCUCCUAAGAACCCGGUGUUGAGAAGACUGACCACAUCACACAGGGGAUAGUUAUAACUUCAUUGUUAUUGCAGAUUUUCCUGGUUAUCUCAUAUCAACAGUUCCUCACACCUCAACCAUUCCCUCACCAGGUAAAGACAGAGUGAUUAAGCCUUAUAAGGAUGGACACUAAUGACAUGAUGUACACUCAAUGGUUGAAGUCAUGACUGUAUAUAUACCACAGUGGUACGCUUCAUUAACAGAGGUUCCAUUUAUUUUUUUGGUCUUGGUGUUUUAUUUUGGAAUGAAACUGGAGGUAUAUUGUAAGAUUUGUGAAUUGAGACUCUGUGAUCUGGUUUAGUCUCUCAAAAUUUCUUGUAACUUAUAAGACAUACUGGAGUUAAUUUUAAUACAGUAUGUCACUUAUGGGAUGAUAUUGUUAAUGAUGCACAAUAUAAUAUGCCACAUUCCCUAUUAAGUAAUCCUCCAUUUAAGUGAGAUUUAUAUGUACUGUAAAUAUCUAUUUUAGAGAUACUGAGACUUUGAUACCUUGUAUAUAAACAGUGAAAAUUACAGCUCUGCUAUGAUACAGACCCACCAAUGUUAGUAUUAGUUAUUGUAUCCACAGUCAUCAUGGUCUUACUGAUGACUCAUCCUUGUUUGUUGUAAGUGAUAAUUUUUGCACAUGUUUGAGCAGUGUGCUAGAAGGCCUGGUACAGUACUGUAUAUUAGGCACAGUUGCUCAUGACAAAUGGAGAAAAAAGACAGUUUUGCAUUUAAAUUUUGUAUCAGUUAAUUGAAUUUUUUAAUGAACAAUAGUCUGUCAUAGAACCAAGGUGCAUUGAAUGUUGCUUCAUAACCUAAGUAGUUUAGGCAACUUAAAAAAAAAACAAUAUGACUGUUAGGAUUUUGUACAGCGGGAAAGAAGUGAAGGUACCCAUACACCCCUCCCUCUCACUAAAUGAAUUCUGUCUAAACCAGUUCAUAAGUAAAUUACUAGUUUUUACCACCAUAAAUAUAUGAGGUGGUUCAUCAUCAUCAUCAUCAUAUUAUACUGUAGUUAGGAACCUAACGAGAGACAGUGCAGCACGGAGAUCUGCUGUCAGGUAACCGUGGCUAACCCACGCAAGUGUAGAAAAUAACUGUAAAACAACAAUAAUGUGAAGGAUUUACUUGAGGAUUAACUCCUGGAGAACCUUGACCACCUCUGACAACACAUCCUCCAUAUAGACUGAGGGAAGGGGUACAGUACCUAACUUUAAAGAGAUGAGCAACAGUGGAAUAUCAUGAGACAGGCACAAGAAGUAUACUGUAUACUUGUUUCUUUUUUGUGAUGAUUAGACUGAAAAUUUCUAUUGUGGUGACAAGUUGUUUGUUCAUAGAUUUCUUGUGUGUAUAUUAUUAUUAUAAUCAAAAAACUACUUUAAUCCUCAUGUUUUUGUUAGGAUCCAAAUUCAAACAAAAAUAUGAUUGUAUUUUUUAUGUAUACUAUUGUUUAUAGUUUAUUAAUUAUAUUAGUCAAGUUUGAUAUAUUACUAAGAUCCCAUUUUAACCUUGUGAUGUUAAUGAGGGUAUUAUGAGGUUUAUUCCUGACACAAAAUUCAAUUAGGACUUAAGCCGCUGAAGAAAAAAAAAUCAGAGAAACCCCCUAAAAAAAAUUAAAAUAAAAUACACCAUGCAUAAAUAAACCAAAAAACGCUUCAAAUGUAAACCAACCAAAAAAACACUUCAGACAUAAACCAGCUGUAAAAUUUGUCCAGCAGAGGGGAAGAUGUCAGCCAUGAAUAGUUGAGUACAGUAAUUUUAAUGGUACAGUAAACUAGGAGUGAAUGUUGAGCAUUCCCUUCAUAGUGUAUAUUUCAUAAUGAUAUUUUUUCAAAGGUUCUGGAGUCACGUUCAUUAUAAUAUAUUGUUAGAGUUACUACAGCGGACCUUCCAUACAACUGACUCCUCUCUCUCUCUCCGUAUACGAUAAUCCGUUAGUUGGGGAGUUUCAUAUCUAACGGACCCUCAAUAUAAUGGACUUUCAUCUCUAUAAAAGUACAUACAUAGUUCCUUAUAUGGGGGUUUCAUAUCUAAUGGACCCUCGAUAUAACGGACUUUCAUCUCCACAUAGUCCAUUAAAUAAAGGUGUCGCUGUAUUGCAACUAAUUUAUAGAGAUGUUACCUUUAUUAUUGAUUACAGUUUAAACAUUAUUAUUAUUAUUACAGAAUUAUUAUUAUUGUUAUUAUAGGUAUCAUAAAUUGUCGUCAUUGUAGCUACAGAAAUACGUCAAAUCUUAGCUUAAUUUUCUCAUAAUUAGAAGUUGGUGAUGUCAGAGGAUUUUAUCAUUUUUUUUAACAUAAAUAUACUUUGAGAAAAAUAUUCGUUGUGAUGAGGCAACAGUCAAAGGUGAACCAAACUAAUUAAGAUUAUCUGAACACAUUCCACCCCAGCUUAUUUUAACUAAAGAUUAGCUAACCUAAUGCUUACCUUACCUCACCUUACCUCAUCCCCCCAAACAGUGUUAGUGUGGUCAAUCUUGAGGUAAAACAAGCUAGGGUGGAAAUUCUUCAGGUGAUCCACAAACCGUUCUUAACCCUAAUAUAGUGUUUAAUCAGGUUUAGGAAUAAAGAUGAUUAAAGUCGCUCUCUUAGUCAACUUUAUUUUUGUCUAUUUUAGAGUUUAUAUUGUGUCAUAACAGGGAUUUCUUUAUGGUAUUGAAGUAUGUGAGGUGAUAUACACUCCCAAAAAAAUAUAUCCUGCAUCCUUGGCUCUGAGACCAUCCACAAUGAUCACUGUGACAGAAGCCGGGACCAGUGUUAUCAGAUUGUAUGACCCCAUGAAGGUGGAGAAUAAUCUUUUACUGAGUGAACAUCGUUAUAGUGUGGGAGAUAAUGUAUUGUCCUUACAUCAAAAGAUAAAAUAAUGAGAACUUAAUGACUGCAGUAUUUCAAGUUGUCAUUGUUGGUGUGAUAAUUAAAUAUAACAUAAUACAGUAAAUAUACAAUCAUGUUUUUGUAUUUUGAUAUUAUAGCUAACUUUAUAUUGUUAGAAAUUUAUGUAAUAGGAGAGAAAAGCAAGUAAUGGGCGACUGUAUUUGUCAAGAUUUUCAUACUAGAUUUUGAGGUUGUGAGUUUUUUUGUUUUUUUUGUUUUUGUUUCUAGAUGUCUCAGGUCUGUGUUUUACCUCUUAACAAACAAUGCAAUUAAAUUAUAAGUGUAUUUUUCUUUGUUGAUAACCAUAGUCUACACAAACUUCAAUAAUUUUUUCUCUCUCUCUUGCUGAGUAGAUACAACAGUUAACCUUUCACAGUAUUGACAGUCGGACAAAUCUCGCCCUCUUGCUGGUCAAUGGCCCUUCCCAAACUCAUCUGCCAUCUGGCUCGUGAUGCCGACUGUAUCGUCCAAAAUUAGAUUUAGUCUUUUUGGUUGAAUAAAGCUGCGAGAUCAACGGCAAUGAGUUAUUUAUGAUCAGUUGUCGGGUGUGUGAGGAGUUGUGGCUGUGCCCAAGACAGCCAGAGGGAGGGAGGUCUGGGUACUGUCAGGAUCAUAGCGAUGCAAUCUAUAUAUCAUGAGCCAGUGUGAGGGUUAAUAUUGAAACACCUCCACAGUAGCACUCUGUCCAUGCGGGAAGAGGAAUGUAUAUUUACAAUACAUUUCUCUUACAAACUUGAUUUGUUUGAAACAUCAGGUAAAACAUUAUACUGUACCUGUACUGAUAAAUUGUUAUCUACCUACAAACUUAGUUUUCUAAUAUUUUCUGCACUUACAAAUAAACUGUUUUACUAUGGCUCUGUCUCUUGAUUUGUGUGUUGUAACUUAAGCAAAUUCUUUACUGAUUUUUAGAGACUGUUACUCACGGGAAAGCUCAGUUGAAUGUUAACUUUUACUGUUUUAUUUUCAUUAGUUCCAGGUUUAUAUUCCAUAAAUUAAAAAAAAGAUACUUCUUAACCUAGUGUGGGUUUGUCAUGCUCCUGAAGACAGAGUAAAUAUAUUGUUAACUGUAUAGUGUGGUAUUUGAGACAGUCUCAGAUCCCACAACACGCUUUAAAGAUCACUAUUUUCUGUCGUAUUGGUCCCCAGAAUUGUGUGUAUUUUCUCACUUCUCAAAUCAACACGUCUAAUUGUGUAAUUUCUAGUACAACUCACAUUCUUGGUAUACAAAAUUAUUUCUGUACAAGCGAGUGUUUACUGCUCAUCUUACGUAAUAGCUCAACUGAUUAGCAGAAUUUGUCUGUAGUUGCGUAUUGUUGUUGGGUCUCGUAGUUUCGGUUGAGAGUUAAUGAGGAGUGAGAUGUUGAGGAGGUACUGAUCUCCCUCAUUGUGUCUUUGUAGGUGGAACAUUGUGACGCAUUACAAAGGGAGAGUUUUUCCUGGGGAACAUUUACCGUAUGAUGGCAAAUAUGUAUUGCAUCUCACUUGUAAUAGGGACAAGGUUAUGUGUGGAUGUAGUGGUUGGAGGCCCCCAGCUAUGUGGAUGUAGUGGUUGGAGGCCCCAGCUAUGUGGAUGUAGUGGUUGGAGGCCCCAGCUAUGUGGAUGUAGUGGUUGGAGGCCCCAGCUAUGUGGAUGUAGUGGUUGGAGUCCCCAGCUAUGUGGAUGUAGUGGUUGGAGUCCCCAGCUAUGUGGAUAGAAUGGGGCAUACAGUUCUCUGUUGAAGUAAUCAGACCCAAAGCCAUUGGUACGUGUAUGCAAUAGAGGUUAUUUUAUUAAUUUGUGUGUUGAUAGAAGUCACCUUUUCUUAUCAGUGCACAUUUAUCUUGAGGCUAUAGUGAGAGUAGACUAUUUUUUGAGGUCUAUUUUGGAAUUAGUGGCGGUAAAGCUUUGAAGAGACCAAGUAUGUGUUAUGUGUGUUUGCUUGUAGCCAUAACAGCUGUGUGUCAAUAUUCAACACUGUCGCCCCUUAGUAAGAGGUUAGUUGUUGGUAAUAUGCAGAUUUUUACAUCUUUUUCUGACUAUUUGGGCAGUAUUGUACAGUAGGACUCAGGGUUACUGCUGUAGUUUAUGAAGCUGCUCUCCUUUUUCAUUUGUUAACUCUAAUGUGAUCCAAAGUAAUUUAAUGCGAUAUUCACAUGUUCAAUAAACCAAUGUUCCCUAAAUACUCUGGUCACUACUUAUGAAAGAAUCCAUUAACAUGAUUUACAAAUGAAAAUCUUUUCGACUAUUAAGAGCCAGUGCAGGAAAACACUCCUAUAUAGUGUUUCUUGGAGGUGUUUGUUUGUCAGCACGAGCCACAGGGAGAGACUAGGUUGAAGGCAUCUUGUACACCUCCAACCCAAGUUCUUCCCCGUGGCCUUGAACACUAUUAGUUCAAUUGUGCGGUGGUACCUGGAGAACAACUGAGUGCUGUUGCUCAAACUUGCCCACAUAUUGUGUGUUUGUGCUAUAACUUAAAUAAAAAGAAGUGAUUAUAUAUAUAUCCUAUUAGCAAUAUCAGUUUGUGUGAUAGGAUGAUAGUUUGUGACUUAGGAUGAUGGUGAUAGUUUUACAGUGUAUAAUUAUAUAUAAUGUAGGAACAAUCCUUCUAAUAAAGUGCCUGAAUUCUUA
Homarus americanus (American lobster) is the source of this 11545-nucleotide messenger RNA. It is a transcript of the gene sws, whose product is annotated as patatin-like phospholipase domain-containing protein 6. The record is from RefSeq and is a predicted model, not a curated record. Gene Ontology annotation, molecular function: phosphatidylcholine lysophospholipase A1 activity. Gene Ontology annotation, biological process: phosphatidylcholine metabolic process. NCBI's taxonomy places the organism in Eukaryota, Metazoa, Arthropoda, Malacostraca, Decapoda, Nephropidae. The transcript has 22 exons. Gene Ontology annotation, cellular component: endoplasmic reticulum. The coding region runs from base 66 to 3860 and encodes 1264 amino acids.